AUGGGCAAUUAAUGCUGUUCUCAAACUUAAACUAAUACUCAAUCUUAAAAAGAAAUCUAAUAAUCUAUUUGCUAAGAUAACGGAAUAAAAUCUUUAGCAGAUUCAAUUUAAAUUGGACAAAUUGGAGAGCUUAUCUCAUAACAUUGCAAAUUAUAUCAAUAUUAAGAUGGAGAUAGUUUAUUAUGCCCUCCACAAUUAUCUCCUAGGUAAUAACAUGUUAUUGUUUAUCUUGAACCAAAAGUAUUAAUUGAUGAAGUCAUACAAUUUUAAACAGAUAUUUUAAAAGGAAUAUUAAGUACAAGAUCUCAUGAGAGUUAUUCCGAUUCACCAUUUAGCUCAACUAAUGGCAAAGAUAAACCAUAAAGAAGAGUCUAAUUUAGAGAGCAAUCAAUAUAAUGA
Molecule: messenger RNA, 399 nt
Organism: Paramecium sonneborni
Lineage: Eukaryota; Ciliophora; Oligohymenophorea; Peniculida; Parameciidae
Source: the annotation of a GenBank genome assembly